Antrostomus carolinensis (chuck-will's-widow) is the source of this 1152-nucleotide messenger RNA. Its product is annotated as solute carrier family 12 member 2-like. Gene Ontology annotation, cellular component: apical plasma membrane. Bases 1 to 1152 code for a protein of 383 amino acids. Gene Ontology annotation, biological process: chloride ion homeostasis; potassium ion import across plasma membrane; sodium ion transmembrane transport. Gene Ontology annotation, molecular function: sodium:potassium:chloride symporter activity; ammonium channel activity. NCBI's taxonomy places the organism in Eukaryota, Metazoa, Chordata, Aves, Caprimulgiformes, Caprimulgidae. The transcript is spliced from 10 exons. The record is from RefSeq and is a predicted model, not a curated record.
AUGAUUGCUGCAAACAUAUCUAACCACGGAGCUUCUAGCAGGCAAAAUCAUGAUCCUGUUGCUGAGACUUCAACUGCAGCUGGUUGGGGACAGAGACUCAUUGCUGUACAGAAUUGUUCUGCUGGUACCUCUGAACCCUUUGAAGAUGGCUAUGCAAAUGGUGAGGAAGGCACACCAGCUGGUGAAGCAGCUGCGACUUACACACCGGAUAGCAAAGGAGUGGUCAAGUUUGGCUGGAUAAAAGGUGUAUUGGUACGAUGCAUGUUAAAUAUUUGGGGUGUGAUGCUCUUCAUCAGACUGUCAUGGAUUGUAGGACAAGCUGGGAUAGGUCUGUCUGUCUUGGUUAUUGGAAUGGCCACUGUUGUGACAACUAUUACAGGACUGUCUACUUCAGCAAUAGCGACGAAUGGGUUUGUAAGAGGAGGAGGAGCAUAUUACUUAAUUUCCAGGAGUCUGGGACCAGAGUUUGGUGGCGCCAUUGGUCUGAUUUUUGCAUUUGCCAAUGCUGUUGCAGUAGCAAUGUAUGUUGUUGGCUUUGCAGAGACAGUUGUGGAGCUGCUCAAGGAAAAUGGAACGUUGAUGGUUGAUGAAAUGAAUGAUAUCAGAAUCAUAGGGGCUAUCACAGUGGUUAUAUUGCUGGGUAUUUCCAUUGCUGGAAUGGAAUGGGAAGCAAAAGCACAGAUAGUCUUACUGGUGAUCCUCAUACUUGCUAUUGGAGACUUUGUCAUAGGAACAUUUAUUCCUUUGGAUAGCAAGAAGCCUAAAGGUUUCUUUGGUUAUAAAGCUGAAAUAUUUAUGGAGAAUUUUGGACCAGAUUUCCGACACGAGGAAACUUUCUUUUCUGUAUUUGCUAUUUUCUUCCCUGCUGCAACUGGCAUACUUGCUGGUGCAAAUAUCUCAGGUGAUCUUGCGGAUCCUCAGUCAGCCAUACCUAAAGGAACGCUGUUGGCCAUCUUAAUUACUACAUUGGUUUACGUAGGAAUUGCAGUAUCUGUAGGUUCCUGUGUUGUUCGAGAUGCCACAGGGAACAUUAAUAAUACCAUUGUCACCGAGCUGACAAACUGCACUACUGCAGCUUGCAAAUUAAACUAUGAUUUCUCAUCCUGUCAGACAGGGUGUCAGUAUGGGCUGAUGAACAAUUUCCAGGUAUAA